Jatropha curcas is the source of this 2875-nucleotide messenger RNA. Its product is annotated as RNA binding (RRM/RBD/RNP motifs) family protein. The record is from RefSeq and is a predicted model, not a curated record. Gene Ontology annotation, biological process: regulation of mRNA stability. NCBI's taxonomy places the organism in Eukaryota, Viridiplantae, Streptophyta, Magnoliopsida, Malpighiales, Euphorbiaceae. Gene Ontology annotation, cellular component: nucleus; cytoplasm. Gene Ontology annotation, molecular function: poly(A) binding.
UUGGGCUUUCCGUUUGUCAGUCGGUGUCCAUGUGUAUAAAUGUCUUUUUUUUUUUUUUUGGGUUUUCGAUUUUCGGUUUUUUUUUUUUUGUUCAAAACAUAUAAUCCAUUCCCAUUCUCUCUCCUGAAUUAAAAUCCCGGGGUUUUCCAUGAAACCCCAAAGCCAAAAAUCGCUCUCUCAAACCUCUUUCCAUCAUUUUCCCGAGAAAAUCAAUCCAAACCCUCUCACAUUUGUCUACUCACUUUAUCUUUGAUUUGAAAAUUUACCUCUACCUUAAUUGUCUCAAUCCAAAGACUACUCUCUAUUAGGUUUUAUUUCAAGGAUCCAGGGUUCGACAAGUUUUUAGACAAGACAAGUAAUUAGGGUUGUCGAUUGAACGAAAGGGAGCGAGAUAUGGGGAGCGUGGAUCGAGUUGAGGAUCGGACAUUUAGGGUUAAUUGCACAGGAGAAGGAGGGGCUAAGUUGAGAGAGAAAGUGAGGGAUAAGCUCAAGGAGUUUAUGGGCGAUUAUACUGAUGAUACUCUUGUGGAAUAUGUGAUUGUCCUGCUAAGAAAUGGCAGGCGGAAAGAAGAAGCUAGAAAUGAAUUGAAUGUCUUUUUGGGGGAUGACAGCGAUUCUUUUGUAUCUUGGCUGUGGGAUCACUUGGCUUCAAAUUUGGAGUUGUAUGUGCAGCCUCAGGAGGCUCAUACAAGUGAUGUGCUCAAAACAAAACCUACAUUGGGAGACCAGGCUGGGCAAAAUGAAUCUCAUAAUAUUGAUUCUGAAUCUGGAAAAGGGAAAUCUAACAACUUACCUAGAAGUCGACAAAAAAGAGAAUGGAAAGGUUUAAUGCGGGAUGCAGCUGAACCGCCUCCUCUUCGAAGCUCGGAGGUUGAAGUUACACGUUUUGAGGAAAGAAGUCAUCACAAAGCAAGCCAUACAAGACGAUCUUCACCUCCGCAAUCUCCACAGCAGAAGAAAAGAAGUAGGCAGGAUGAGCGACAAAACAUGAAGAGGGAGGCAGUUUCUCAAACAACCAUUGAUGCCCCUCGGCGACUACUUCAAUUUGCAGUGCGAGACGCUGUAGGAACUUCGAGGCCAUCUAGUCUGGUAAAAGAACCCUCUCUAAAGCGGCUUCGUUCUGUGGUGUCUACAGCUGCAGGAGAAUCAUCAAUGGUUGAUCGACCUAGGAGGAUUCAAUCGAUUGCUAGAGUUCCAAAUCCGAUGGCUACUGUAAUUAAAGCUGUGCAAGAAGCAGCCGAAGAUGUAAAAGUCAAGUCUGCAAGAAGUGUGUUUGACCGACUUGGUGUCGAAAUGCCGGUAUCAGAUACCAUUGAACAAGCCAGAGACAUUGGAGAUGCAGCUGCUGAAGAUGAGGAAUAUGAAGAAUUUAACCAAAUUCCGGAGCAGACCCACUCAAUCAACCUUCACAGACAUGAUUAUGCUGGACAUAGAGCGAAUGUUGGUAUGCUGGAGAGUGAAACCAUGUUGGCUGAUGACUAUAUGCCUGAUAAUGAAGGCUAUGAUGAUGUUGAUGUUAUGAGUGACAGAGUUAUGGAUGUUUCUGAAACUGGCACGUCUGGUGGAAAUAAGAGGGAGGAUUCACUAAUGUUACAGUACAGUGUAGCAAAGAAUGCAGAUGAUGUGAUGCGAAUAACUCGAAGUAAGGAUCAGGAUCAACCUGUUGCAGCUGCAAAACCUUCAGCAAAUAUUUCUACGAAUCUAAAUACCUGGAAGCAACAUCAUUAUCAGGAAUCAAGAGGGUUUGCAGAAAUGGAUAAUUGGAAAUCUGUCAAGGGGAAUGAAGCAGAUGCAGGGAAGUCUGUUGUAAGAGUAAUGAAGGAGAAUAGCAAUCCUGUCAUGGUUGGUAAUGGAAAUGCAAAACCAGUUACUGAUGCACAGAAAGAAUCUCAGAAGACACUGCAAUCUGUGCCCGGUUCUUAUACUACUGGUCGUCCAUUAGAGGAUGCUGAUUCACGGACCAUUUUUGUUAGCAAUGUUCAUUUUGCUGCCACUAAGGACAGCCUUUCUCGGCAUUUUAAUAAGUUUGGGGAAGUGCUCAAGGUUGUUAUUGUUACUGAUGCAGCAACAGGGCAACUGAAGGGGUCAGCUUAUGUAGAAUUUAUGCGAAAGGAGGCAGCAGACAAUGCAUUAUCUCUUGAUGGUACAUCUUUUAUGUCGCGGAUUCUUAAGGUUGUGAAGAGAAGCCCUGCUCACCAAGAAGCUACUCCUAUCAUGACAUGGCCUCAUAUUGCGCGUGCCUCUCCAUAUGCUACUGCUCGGUUCUCCAGAGCUCCUUUUCCUAGAGGUAUUCCAAGUUCAUUUAGGCCCCGUCUUCCUAUGAAACCUGGUGCUAGAAGUUUGCAGUGGAAGCGAGAUGCUCAAGGCAACAACCCAGCUGAGAGUGGUGCUCCAGUCUCAGGGAACAACAGUCUUGUGUCCCCUACUGCACGCAGCCUCACCUAUAUCCGAACUGAGCCUAAGCCUGAUGGGAAUUUAGGUACCAGCUAAUCAAACAAUUCAAAUUUUCCUUCGCUGGGGUUAUAUAUUGCAUCAGACUGCAUCGAAAUGUCAAAGUCAUGACUGCAGCAAAUGUUUUGAUAAUGCGGCAGAUAUGAACCCUGUAGAUUCUCUUGCCCUUGAGAGAAUCAUUCUUCUGUAUAUGGAGGACAUUUUCCAGAAUUGGUGAAUAUCCUAAGGAAUAGAUUGAUUCAGAAGAGUUCCUGUUUUAGCAAAUAUAUUUGGGUUCUUUUUUUGGGGCUGGUGGUAAGAAACAAGGGACUCUUGGCUGCCUGGUUGUCUGGCCCCUGAGUUAUUUUAUACCAUCAGAUGGAAAUUUGUGAAUAGGAUGGAUGGGUAGUUCAUUUCUUUUUGUUUGAGGGAUUUUUUUCCAGCU